Molecule: messenger RNA, 2478 nt
Organism: Lampris incognitus (smalleye Pacific opah)
Lineage: Eukaryota; Metazoa; Chordata; Actinopteri; Lampriformes; Lampridae
Gene: chtopa
Product: chromatin target of PRMT1a
Exons: 6
Coding region: 350-1093 (247 amino acids)
Source: RefSeq, a predicted model, not a curated record
ACGAAAAGAAGAGGGGGAGUAGAAGGAGGAGAAGAAGAGGCCGUAGCUCUUCAAACCGGUCACGCAGGCAACCAUUUUAAGAUAUCGAAUGAGUGAGAGCACCCAGGGGGAAGAAGUUAAGGAAAGAGAACGUGGUGUACAAUAUUUUAAAUAUCAAAUUAAUUUGCAUCGCAGACAUAAAGUCAACUUCAAUUGGCCCAGCAUUUCACAUCGCAUUCAGUUAAGAGGAAAAUCGCUAGCCUCAUACUAAACGACGCUGGUGCUAGCUAGUUAGCAAAGCUAACUUGAGCUACGUUCGGAGUCUCGUCUGACGCAACGGUCAUUGAGCCUGCCAACCAAACAAGUCAGAAUGAGUGCAACCUCUUCCCAAAAAGUUGUGCUGAAAAGCACCACCAAAGUGUCUCUCAAUGAGCGCUUCACUAAUAUGCUGAAGAACAAGCAACCUACGGCAGUGAGCAUUCGAGCCACCAUGCAGCAACAGCACAUUGCUAGUGCCCGUAAUCGUCGGCUGGCCCAGCAAAUGGAGAACCGACCCUCUGUUCAGGCUGCACUGCACAACAAGCAGAGCCUGAAGCAGCGGCUCGGGAAGAGUAAUAUCCAGGCAAGGUUGGGAAGACCCAUUGGAUCCCUGAUGCGUGGAGGUGCUACUGGAGGCAGAGGAGGGAUGCGUGGCAUGGCCAGAGGUGGUCUUCGAGGACGUGUUCGAGGAGGAGCAAUUAGGGGAGCUCUGUCAGUCAGAGGUAAACGGCUUUCUGCAGGCAUGGGCCAUUUGCGUGGCCGAGGGGCUGUUGGGCGUGCCACACUGCGUAGGGGAAUGCGCCAGAGAGGAGGAGUUGCUAACCGUGGCAGUGCCCCACCUAGAGGAGCAGGACGAGGGCUUGGAGCAAGGGGUCGGAGUGGGCCACGUGGACGUGGUGGCUUCACAAGCUGGGGUGGUCGAGGUCGUGGCCGAGGCAGAGGAGCCAACCGUCCAGCAGUUACUCGAGAACAACUGGACAAUCAGUUGGAUGCCUAUAUGUCCAAAACCAAGGGCCACUUGGAUGCUGAACUGGACGCAUACAUGGCCCAAGCAAACCCUGAGGGCAUGGAGUGACGUCACUACAGCGAGGCGCUAGCUAGCCAGAGACUCCUGCCACAGGCCUUCAGACAAACCAAUGUUACUGAAAAGAAUAUAGUUUUUUUUACACUCUCAUAGUCUACAUGGUUUUAUUACAAAGGUUUUACACAAUAAGACUGGUGACAAGUCAAAGGACUUGGAAAAUCGCCGGCUGAAGAAAGGAACCACAGGAAACCAAAAAAAUGUCUCCCUGAAUGUGGGCUUGUGAUACUAUUCAAAUCUGCACUCUCACCUUGUGUAAUGCAAACAUCUGAUGUAUGGAAGCAGAACUCUUGUCACAGGACUUUUUUAAGCGUUCAUGAACCCUGUUUAGAGGUUUGUACCUAAUUGUGCUUCAGAGCAGGAAAAGGUGGGCUAAGUGUCUUAGAAAAACAAAAUUAAUGAAUUAAAAAUGUGACCGUAAUAUUGCUGGACACUUCAUUUACUAUUACAACCAGCUGCAGAGUCGGUUUUUAGUUUUCAUACCUGUUAGGUAUUCUGUUGCUUUUUCAGCUUGUUUUAGCCAUCUUGAAUACAAAGUGUUGCAGUUGUUUUUAGAAAACAGUGUAAGCCAAGGGAAUUUUCCAGUCUUGUAAUGCAUUUUUGUAUGUAGGAGAUUUAGUACUUUUGAGGUUUAGGUGUUUUCUCCAGUCCUGUUUGUCACCAUCUUUUACCUUUCAGCAUUUUUCUUGUGGAAUGCUAAUGUUCAUUAUAUAUUUGGUGUUUGUACUUUAUUACUCAUACCAAGCAAAUAACAUUUCAUUGACAACAUACCUGAGUUUUCUUUACCCCUUACUGGUGUCAAAUUGAAGAAAUUAAAUACUCGUCAUUAAAGGCUAGCAACAAGGACAUUGUUUUUUUCUGAGGGUGAAUAAUGAGUUCACGUACCACCAAGUCCCAAACUUGUGACAAAAGAAAGGGGGAAAAAAUUAGUAGCGUCAACCCACCACAAGGGUUAAUAUUAUAGUGUCAACAUUAAUUUCUUGCAUUAUAUUCCAUAUUCAUUACUUGAGCUUAGUUGAGUCUUUGAAUUGUCAAGUCAUUGAGUACAUCUACAUGGAAACUAAUAACCUAUUUCCUGGGAAUAGGCAAGGCAAUAUUUUGAAAUGGUUUACAUGGUUUGGAAAUACCUGAUUUAUUCUAAACAAAGGUAUGCUCUUUUUUUUCUUUCAAUAAAUGGUCUAUGAUAUGUUGGCUGGUACAGUACUUCCUGUUGAAGAGGUGUGGACUAGAGCUCCUGUGACUUUGGGUCAACUCACAAUUGAUGACCUCAGACUGCUCUAAGACAGUAGACUUGACUUGGACUUGAACAGCUGUGACGCCUAGUUGAGAAUUAUAACUAAAUUUGAAUGGUUUGUCCUAAUCUCAGUUUCCCCCAAUCA